Molecule: messenger RNA, 852 nt
Organism: Protopolystoma xenopodis
Lineage: Eukaryota; Metazoa; Platyhelminthes; Monogenea; Polystomatidea; Polystomatidae
Source: the annotation of a GenBank genome assembly
UCAGGAUGGCCUGACGCCCUCGGCACCAGCGUGAGUCUGGGGCCGGUAUUGAUUUGUCUUCGAAAGACGUGCGCCUCCAACGGCCUCGAGCGGCCCCGUCAAGUCCGAGGGCAGGCCAGUCGGCGCAAGACGGCCGGUUUCAGCGAGCAUCAUGAACCUCGAGAUUGGGCUUCAGUUUCGAGCGAUCCUGGCCCCUCAACUGCCCAGCACGGCAUGGUUGAAGAGACUGAGCUGCAUACAGUCAAGCACGCUGAUGAGUGCGGCUCUCCUGGACACUUUCUCUCUCAUCUUCUUGCUGACGAGCAUGGGCUCGGAUCACCUAGUGCAUUUGACGUCAAAGUGCUAGCACUCGUUCCGCCACCAGAGAUCUCCAUUCACCAGGGCCUGUGGAACUAUCGCUAUGAUUUGGCGGAAAAUGACGAGCACUACUCGGACAAGUGGAAUGCGGUCGAGUUCUGGCGAGUCUGUCGGACUCGGCCCUAUCGAGGCAGAGCCUUCAACAUUUGGACUCAACUGCUUCUCGCCGCCAUGGUGACGUCUAUUUUGCUGAAUAUUUGCUCAUUCCUCUUCUCAAGACGGCUCUAUCUGCUGCUGGGCCUGUUGACCGGCUACGGACUGCUGUUUGCUGUGAUCACCAGCUGUCUGACCGCGUGGGAGUACACCACUUGCCUGCAGGAAUUGCAAUCAGACCGGGCGACCGGUGAGCCACGCUACUUCCUUUCGCGUUCCUACGUAACCAAAUUGAGUUUAACUGGUGUCAGUUUCAUGUCCAUCCUGCUUGCCUUCGCCUGCCAGCUCUUUCGCAAUCUGGCAGCCCUCUUUGUCCUCCUCUUCCAUACAGCCAACUUGUGA